CCCUGUGCAGCUCCCGGCGCGGUUCCCGGAGCGCCUCCCGGCGGGGCAUCCUCCCGGUGCGCCCUCGGGAGCGCCCGGCCGAGCCCCGCCGCCGGCCCCGGCCCGAGCCAUCCCCGCCUCGGGCCGGCAGCAUGCCCCGCGGGCGAGCCUGGACGCAGGCGGAGGUCAGCAGCCUGCUGUCGCUGGUGGGGGGCUCGGGGGAGGCCGCGCUGCUCAUGGCCUCCACGUCGCGACCCAACGAGGCGCUCUGGCGGGAGAUCUCCCGGGGUCUGGCGGCGGCCGGCUACGGGCGCAGCGUGGCCCAGUGCCGCUCCAAGUGGAAGGCGCUCAAGCAGGCUUUCCACUCGGAGCGGGAGACGCGCCGCAGGGCAGGACAGCACUCGCCCCGGCUGCCGCCGCACUACCGAGCCAUGAAGAGCAUCUGGAAGGCGGCCGGGCGGCCCGUCUUUGGCGAGCGGAGGAUGCCAGACGUGGUGAAGCUGCCCUCCAGAAGGCGCAGGUCAGCCCUUGCCACACGCUCUCCAUCCUCACCAGAGCCACCAGAGCACGGCGUUGGCGGGGACACCCCCAGGACGCUGCUGUCACCGGUGCUGCCGUGUGCGAAGGACGAGCCAGAGAGUCCAGCUGGUGGGGAACACAUUGCUGGAGUGCCACCCACACCCCCUGCCAUGCCACACACCGCUUGCUGCUUCUCUCCCCUCUCCCAGCUGGGCUGUCACACUGACCUGAAGCAGGAAGGAGCUGAGGGAAAGGCCAGUUUUCCUGGUGAGACGUCCCUGGGGAUGGGAAGAGGAAACCGAGUGCUGCCGCUGGCUGCUGCAGCCACAGGCUCCCACGGGACAGCAGCCAUGAGUGAGCAGCCAGCAGCAGGUGAAGAUGCAUCAGACACAAGCCUGCAUGGGUCUGGCGUGGCAGGCUUGCUCCAGAAUGUCCAGCAGCUGCUGGUGCAGAUCCUGCAGACAUCCCGGCAGCAGCAGGCUCUGCUGGAGAGCCUGGCCAGUGACACUGUCUCCCACCUCCACCUCCUCUCCCACAGCCUCGUGCAGGUGGGCGAGACCCUGCACCAACUCCUGCUCCGGCCACAGACCCAUCCUGGCCCCAUUGGCCACUAUGUCCCCCACGUGCCCCUUUUUGAGGGUGGCUCUGGAGUGCCCUGCUCCCCUGGUGCUCCCCACACUUCCCCGGGUCACAAAGAGCCUCAGAUGUCCCCUGAUGCCAGGUGCAUCCCCCCCUGAGUGCCCCAUCACUGGCCCCAGGAGCAACAGCUUUGCUACCGAGCCAUGGCACAAAUCUUUAUAUCAGAGGUUCCAGA
Messenger RNA from Onychostruthus taczanowskii (white-rumped snowfinch), 1312 nucleotides. RefSeq lists its product as uncharacterized. The record is from RefSeq and is a predicted model, not a curated record. Lineage: Eukaryota; Metazoa; Chordata; Aves; Passeriformes; Passeridae. The transcript has 8 exons. Bases 132 to 1235 code for a protein of 367 amino acids.